GUAACAUUCUUCCAAAAUCGCCUUCAAUGGUAUUUCAUAAUGAAAAUGAAGUAGAACAUAACCUAAAAGUUUUUCGUGGUUUUAACUCUCAUCUCAAGCUUAAAAAAUGUCCAUAUUAAAUAAAUCACUUUCCAGAAUAUCCGGAAAUUUGUUACAUAUCGCCAAAUACUCGGUAAAUAUUUCCAAUAGUACAAACCCUUUUGUGUUUAAAACGAAUUUUACGCCAGAGGAGCAACAAAAAGUACUUAGUAUUUUAAACAGCUCUAAUCUUGAGCAAUUGGCAAGUUUCAGUGUAUCGCAAAGUAGAAUAAAAAAUUUAGAAUCAUGGAGAACUAAAAAAGGGCCAUUUAGGAGUUUAAAUGAAGUAUUAGAAGUUGACGGUUUAGGUGAGAAAGUGUUAGAGAAAAUUUGUGAAAACAUAAUUAAUUACAAUACUGACGAAACUACCAUCAAAAAGAAUAAUGGGAUAAACAAAAGGCUUAAACAACUAGUAUCACCACCAAUUCCACCAAACGUUGUUAAUAAAAUUCAGUCAACUGUAGGUAUACAUUUAGGACCAAUGGGUAUAAGUUGGGCCAAAUUGUCGCGGGUUCAAAAUGAACUUAACAACUGGAACUCUUUAGAUUUUAGCACGCUUCCCAAAAAAAUGUUGCCAACGGAGACUUUUGGACUGGCAAUCCGAGUUCUUCAAAAAUUACCCCCUGGGGACAUAUACAUACUAGAGGCCACUCCGUCUAUGAGCCCCCAAGCGACAGCGCAAGUAUCUGCCAUAACCACUUACAACCAACAACUAGAACUAACUUCCAUGUUAAUAGCUUUGCUUAAUACUAGCAUUCGACACAAUACAUCCCUGCAGAAUACCGAGACGCUGCCUAUCGAGAACAUAGUUUAUCACCUCAGAACGAGGAUACCGGCAAGGUUGUUCCGAACAUUGGUAGGGAAUGAACGAGUAUCGGCAUUGACAAAAGUAACGGAAUUAGUACAGAACGACGGUAAACUGAACCAUUUCUCUCUACCUUGCACUCCCGUUAACGUGAAGGAGCAAUUGAAGAACGCAUUUCUCUCUCAGACUCCCGCCAGUAAAGAACUACUCGGCCAGGCUUUAAUGUUGGUCGUCAGCUUCAUGGAUUUGUGCGUGUAUAAGAAUCCUAUCAGUUUGGUCGCCAUCGCCUCCGGAAAAAAUAACAAUAAAUAGCUCGACUGAGCUUUUACCUCUUCUAGUCAGAAAUUGUUUUAAUUGUUAUUGGGAAAAUUCAAGAAAAAGAUAUGACUAUUCCAGUGAUUUUUGUAAAAUGUUCUAAUGCUAUAAUUGAAUCUUAGUGUACUAAAGUAGUGUAACAGAAAUCUGUAAUAGAUUUAAAAAAUAUAAUCCUGUAGAAAAUAGUAAAUCGUAAAUGAUUACAAGCCAUGUAACCUUCGAGCUUAGGCAACCAAUAUUGCACGUUGGUCCUGUCGACUAGGAAUCCCUAAAUCUUAGUGUCAUCGAUAUUAAUGAUUCGUUUACAAUGAACAGUGGCCAACCGUUGCGUCUAUGCUAAUGCGUUCGCUGAUGGAAUGAAUAAAAUGUUGUGAAAAAUUACAUCAGUCACCGGUGAAACAUAAUUUUGUGUUCUAAGGUAACCUUGAUCUUAUUGUUUCAAUAACUUUUCUGUUUCAAAGUUAUUGGUCACGUGGCUUGUCAUCAUUUAGGAAAGCUCUGUAUUAUAUUGUUCAUAUUAUGAUAUAAAAUUAAUAAUAAUUUACUGCUUACUUGGAAUUUUGUAUUUCAGAUUUCACGAUUAAAGAAUUUUUACAAUUCAACUUACUCUAAUUAUUUUAAAGAUCUAUUUGUAAUAUUUAUG
Molecule: messenger RNA, 1841 nt
Organism: Anoplophora glabripennis (Asian longhorned beetle)
Lineage: Eukaryota; Metazoa; Arthropoda; Insecta; Coleoptera; Cerambycidae
Exons: 6
Coding region: 107-1195 (362 amino acids)
Biological process (GO): mitochondrial transcription; transcription elongation by mitochondrial RNA polymerase
Cellular component (GO): mitochondrial nucleoid
Molecular function (GO): DNA polymerase processivity factor activity
Source: RefSeq, a predicted model, not a curated record